ACCGGUGCGAUUUAUCCGACACCGAAAGCAGGCAUCGCGUUCACAUUGGCGCGAAACUGCUCGCGCGCGCAAAAAAAAAGAAAGAAACGAAAAAUCACAGCCGAAUGCGCUGGACGACGAAAUAGUCGACUUCCUGCGGCAUCGUAAAAAUGCGCCGAUCCGCCUCAAAACGAGCUCCUACGGUGUGGUUCGGCAGAAAAUUGGAAUGAUCAGCCACGGAUCUCUCGCCGCCCAUUUUCAUGAAAACUCGACGUUCGCACUGUGCUUUUCCUUUCACAUUUUUUUUCCGGGUUACAACGAAGCACGAGAACGAACGGCCGCCGUCUCUCGCGCUCGUCAGCCACUGAAGCUCGCGGAGGGAACGGCCGAAGGUCAAUUGGCGAGUUCCCGAGUGCGUCGAGGCGAGCGUUAAUUCGCAAUUCGCGCAGCCGAGUCGGUGAUGGCGACUCGAGUUUCUGUCGCGGACGAACUCGUCGGUGCUCGCGGCCCGACCGUGGGAAAAGCCGUCCUUCGCGGAUUCGGCGCGAGACGUUUCGGUAGACUGACUCGAGCUGAGAAUCGACGAUAACAGCUCGCUCCGCCACGCGGCUAACGUUUUCAAACGCGAACGACUCGUCACAACGAGCCGCGUGCUAAUCCAUUUCUUUCGGUCGUUUUGACACAAGCUUCGUCGUCGCUUCGCUCAAUGACGUAACUAAUUCGGUUUCGUUGGAGCUCCGAUACAAUUUCAUUGUCGUCCGCGGCCGAGCGAUUUAAAUUGACAUCAGUCGAGUCGCCCGUCUCUAGCGUGGAAAAGUACGGGAAAGAAAAAUGGAUAAUCUCCGGCGAUCGGCGGCUGCGAGAGAACACACGAAGGAAGCAGAGUCGCGAGAUACAUUCGCUGCGUCGAGUGCUCCUCGAGACUAAUCUUUCAAUCGAAACCACGGUAUUUUUCGUCGACAAGCAGCUAUACCCAUAGAUCGCCUCCUCGUCGCGACAAACAGCUCGGCUCCCCAUCGCGGACGUGCACUCGACGCGACACCUGCGCUCUCCCGCGCUGGUCCAAGUCCGAGGAGCGUCGAUUCCGCCGGGCGGGAAGCCGGCGACGAGCGAGAAAAUCCGAGCGAACGGGUCGAUCGAGCCGGCGGACACGCGCGCGCGAGCGUCCACCAGUCGCGCUAAGGCUCGAAGACGGCGCGCGGCGCGAGAGGCGCGAGAGGCGCGAGAGGCGCUCGAGAGGCGGCCCCGAACGACGAGCGGCAUUAGGCGGAUUUAGUUCAAUGCCGCGGCGUCGCUCCAGCCUCGGCGGGCGCUGAUGCGGCAACAAGGGCGCACGGCUCGCUCGCGUCGGCGGAUCCGGCGACGUAGAGCGCCGGCUGCCGGCAGCGCGGGCGCGCAGUCGCGGGCGGAGAGCCCACCGCUGCAGGCGCCGAGGCGAGCGGACGAGCGCGCGAGAUGCGGCACGGCUGGCUGGCGGCGGCGGCGUGCGCGCUGGCCGCGCUGGCCGCCCAGCUGCGCGCCAGCUUCGUGCAGACCAAGGCGCCGCCCAUCGAGGACCACUUCGCCGCGGACUGGGCGCUGGCGCGCGGCGCCGCGGCCGCCUACAGCCGCAACUUCAACCGGCAGCGCGAGUUCGCGUUCGCGGCCUGCCUGCCCAGCCACUGCAACGUGACGCUGCUGCUGGCCGACGCGGCGCGGCCGCGCUCGCGCACCUGCGAGCUGCUCGUCGGCCAGAUCUCCUCGUACGGCAGCAGCGGCAUCAGCUCGCUGCACCUGCCCGACGGCGGCGCGCGCAGCCAGCGCCUCGCGCUGGUCUGGUGGCGGCGCGUCGGCCAGGCGCGCGGCGCCUUCGUCAACUCGGUGAACAUGAGCGACUGCCGCACCAGCAUCGCCUUCCCGGUGGGCGGGGCGGGCGGCCGCGCGCCGCACGUGCUCGUCUACCGGCACCCCGUCUACUCGACCGUGGCGGCCGAGGCCGACUACCGCGUGGUCAUGACGCACACCUUCUCGGGCGGCUGGAUCCGCAACAUCCACCACGUGGGCGUGAACCACUCGUGGACGGGCGAGGAGCAGCCGGUGGAGCUGGGCGCCUCGCGCGGCUUCUUCCUGCUCGGCUCCGACGACGAGGCGCCCGACCGGCGGCUCAGCGUCAUCUACGCCAACGUGAGCAGCGGCUGGAAGUGGGUCAUGGCCGAGAUCCGCGGCCUGAACGACUCCGCGCACACCUACCCCAAGAGCUCGGGCGCCUACCGCAAGUACGGCCUCUGCUGGAAGAGCCUGGAGCGCGACGCGCGCGUCAACUGCUCGCAGUUCCUGCGCGACGGGCGCAAGGCCGUGCGCCAGGUCGGCCUGCGGCUGCCCGAGCCGGUCGACUGGCUGGCCGUGCACAACCUGCGCGAGCCCGCGCUGCUGCUCGUCACCGGCCAGUGCCACGGGCCCACCUGCGCCCAGUUCCGCGUGGCCAAGCUCCACGCCGACGGCCGGCUCAGCGCGCCCUUCGACGUGAAGACGCUCGACGCGCGCUGCCCGCGAGCCCCCGCCGACCUCUCCAUGGACGUGGUCGAGGACCCGGAGCGCCAGCUCGUCUGCUUCCACUUCGUCUGCCUGGACCGGCGCGCCCCCCUGGCCGCGUGGGAGCCCGCCGCCGAGGAGCCGCCCGAGCUCGUGCUCCAGUACCGGCGCAACUGCGUCAAGAGGGCCGACGUCGACAGGAUGUUCGAGUGACGGCGCUCGCCGAGCGCCUCCUUUAUUCGCCGAUCUUCAACGGAUACAUCGGGCGAAAAAUGUCGGAGGCACGACGACGGUCGUUCUCCGCGUGGCUGUGGUCGAUCGCAUUGUUCGCGGGCGCCAGUGGCUUCAGCCUCAACCAGCCGUCGCAGAACAUCUCGAAACCGCUCGCCGAUUACCAUAUCAU
Messenger RNA from Phymastichus coffea, 2893 nucleotides. RefSeq lists its product as uncharacterized. The transcript has 2 exons. Bases 1435 to 2703 code for a protein of 422 amino acids. The record is from RefSeq and is a predicted model, not a curated record. Lineage: Eukaryota; Metazoa; Arthropoda; Insecta; Hymenoptera; Eulophidae.